AUGUCCAAGCCAUCACUCGAAGCCGCUGAGGACUUCUUAUCCUUUGUAAAUGCCUCGCCCACCCCUUUUCAUGCCGUGAAAUCAGUCAGAGAGCGGCUCGAGAGUGCCGGCUUCAAGCAGAUUCAGGGGCGUGACUCGUGGGCGUCCACUCUGCAGGCAGGUGGAAAGUACUUCCUCACACGUAAUGGGUCAUCUAUUGUCGCCUUUGCCAUUGGUAAGAAAUGGAAGGCGGGGAAUCCCAUCGGCAUGAUCGGUGCACACACAGAUUCGCCAUGUCUCCGCAUCAAGCCAAUUUCCAAGCGGCAGAGUGAUGGAUUUCUGCAGGUGGCUUGUGAGACGUAUGGGGGUGGCUUAUGGCAUACCUGGUUCGACCGUGACUUGAGCAUUGCGGGGCGUGUCAUGGUUAAGACGAAGGACGGGAUAAUCGAACAGCGCUUGGUCAAGGUAGACAGGCCAAUUCUGAGGGUCCCUACAUUGGCCAUCCACCUAGAGCGCCAGGAAGACUUCCAGUUCAACAAGGAGACCCAGCUGUUCCCCAUCGCAGGUUUGGUGGCCGCAGAGCUGAAUAGGCAGGGUAAGACUGAGCAAACGAAAGAAGACGAGAAGAAGAAUGGUCCAUUCGAGCCUCUUGCAACGCCAACGCAACGGCACCAUCCUUUCAUUGUGGAUAUCAUUGCAGAGGAAGCCGGCGUGAGCGCAACGGAUAUCAUGGACUUCGAAAUGGUGCUCUAUGACACGCAAAAAUCUGUGAUCGGUGGCCUGAACAACGAGCUGAUAUUUUCCCCUCGGUUGGACAACCUUGAAAUGUCGUACUGCAGCGUUGAGGCUCUGAUCAACUCCCUUUCAUCGGCAACCUCAUUGAACAAGGACGGAACGAUUCGAUUGAUUGCGCUGUUUGAUCACGAAGAGAUUGGCAGCCAGACUGCUCAGGGUGCGCACUCGAAUUUGCUGCCUUCCGUCAUUCGUCGUCUUUCUGUAUUGCCGGCUUGCGAAUCCAACUCAGACAAGUCGUACGACAGGCUUGAGGGCGACAUAGCCACGGCGUAUGAGCAAACGUUGUCAACAUCAUUUCUUAUCUCCGCAGAUAUGGCUCAUAGUGUCCACCCCAACUGGCCAGCCAAGUACGAAUCGCAACAUCGGCCAGAGAUGAACAAGGGGACGGUCAUCAAGAUCAACGCCAACGCUCGGUAUGCCACCAGUUCCCCGGGAAUAGUGCUGCUCCAAGAGGCAGCCCGCCGCGCAAAGAAGGCCUCAUCAAGCAUCUCGUCUUCGAAGGAAGGCGUUCCACUUCAGUUGUUCGUUGUCCGGAAUGACUCUUCAUGUGGCAGCACGAUCGGCCCCAUGCUCUCAGCGGCAAUGGGCGCUCGUACGUUGGACCUAGGUAACCCUCAGCUCAGUAUGCACAGCAUUAGAGAGACUGGUGGUGCCCACGAUAUCGAACAUGCCAUCAACCUCUUCGAGAGCUUCUUCGAACAUUUUGAGGAGCUGGAGAAGAAGAUAGUCGUUGACUGA
Messenger RNA from Lindgomyces ingoldianus, 1512 nucleotides. RefSeq names its product peptidase M18, aminopeptidase I. Lineage: Eukaryota; Fungi; Ascomycota; Dothideomycetes; Pleosporales; Lindgomycetaceae. Gene Ontology annotation, cellular component: fungal-type vacuole. The record is from RefSeq and is a predicted model, not a curated record. Gene Ontology annotation, molecular function: zinc ion binding; metalloaminopeptidase activity. Gene Ontology annotation, biological process: proteolysis. The coding region runs from base 1 to 1512 and encodes 503 amino acids. The transcript is spliced from 3 exons.